Molecule: messenger RNA, 855 nt
Organism: Schistocerca piceifrons (Central American locust)
Lineage: Eukaryota; Metazoa; Arthropoda; Insecta; Orthoptera; Acrididae
Product: heart- and neural crest derivatives-expressed protein 1-like
Exons: 8
Coding region: 1-855 (284 amino acids)
Biological process (GO): developmental process; regulation of transcription by RNA polymerase II
Molecular function (GO): protein dimerization activity; DNA-binding transcription factor activity, RNA polymerase II-specific; RNA polymerase II transcription regulatory region sequence-specific DNA binding
Source: RefSeq, a predicted model, not a curated record
AUGUCGAGCAGCCAGAGCCCGGGCUACCGGCUGCCGGCGUCGUCGGCGUCGUCGGCGGCGUCCCCCGGCUCCUCGCAGCCGCAGCCGCAGCCGCGCAGCGGGGGCGUCGUCGAGGUGACGCGCGCCGACUCCAGCUCGUCGCCGCACCACCACCACCAUCACCACCACCACCACCACCACCACCAGGCGGGCCACCAGCACGGCCAGCAGCACCACGCGCACGGGCACGGGCAGGCGGCGCACAAGCUGGCCGGCUACUUCCUGUCGCAGUCGGGCGGCCACGACGCCUGCGACGGCAGCGACGACGAGCUGGCCGACCUGCCGUCGUGCGCGUUCGCGGCGCGCAGCUGCGGUUCCGGACUGAAGCGCAUAUGGUCUGAAGAUAUACCUCCAGGCGGUUUCUACCCGGCGGCGGGCGGCGGCGGCGGGGGCGGCGGCGGCAGCCCGUACCGCAUCCAGCGGCACGCCGCCAACAUCCGGGAGCGCAAGCGCAUGUUGAGGUCAGGCGGCAAAAAGCCGCCAAUUAAAAUCAGCAUCAACUCGGCGUUCGACGAACUGCGCGUGCACGUGCCCACGUUCCCGUACGAGAAGCGGCUCAGCAAGAUCGACACGCUGCGGCUGGCCAUCGCGUACAUCGCGCUGCUGCGUGAGGUGCUGGCGGCCGACUGUGACCCGCUCACCUACGUGGAGCGCUGCCUGCGCGGCGAGGUGAAGGCGGCCGAGCGCGCAGAGUGGAACACCAGCGACCUGACGGCGCGGCUGUCGUGGAUCAACUGGGAGAACCUGGGCGUGAACCCGUCGCGGCGCGGCGUGCUGACCACGCUGACCCUGAGUGCCGACUCGCUGCAGCACUGA